Molecule: messenger RNA, 783 nt
Organism: Gadus macrocephalus (Pacific cod)
Lineage: Eukaryota; Metazoa; Chordata; Actinopteri; Gadiformes; Gadidae
Product: contactin-3-like
Exons: 4
Coding region: 1-783 (260 amino acids)
Biological process (GO): dendrite self-avoidance; homophilic cell-cell adhesion; axon guidance
Cellular component (GO): axon; plasma membrane
Molecular function (GO): cell-cell adhesion mediator activity
Source: RefSeq, a predicted model, not a curated record
AUGCCCUAUCACCACUGCCUGCUCAGGAUGCCUGCAAGAGAUGGAGGAUUCGAACCCCCUCAUGAGUACUUGGCUAGUCUGCAUCGGCUGGCGAGCAACCUAUCUAGUGCUUCAGGUUCUGGGAGGGGGAACAAAAACGCCCACUGUUUUUCCAGUAUUGACUCUGCGUUGUCUUCCCUCCCGACAGACCUGGAGAGCUUCAAGACCCAGAGACGGAGUCCGGUGAGGGUGCGAGAGGGCCAGGGCGUGGUGCUGCUUUGUGGUCCGCCACUCUACUCUGGAGAGCUCACCUUCUCCUGGGUCUUCAACGAGUACCCCACCUUCGUGGUCCAGGACACGCGGCGCUUCGUGUCCCAGAAGACGGGGAACCUGUACAUCGCCAAGGUGGAGCCCCUGGACGUGGGGAACUACACCUGCGUGGUGACCAACACCGUCACCAAGAGCAGCGUGCAGGGGCCGCCCGCGCCCCUGGUGCUGAGGGCCGACGGAGUGAUGGGCGAGUAUGAGCCCAAAAUCGAGGUGCAGUUCCCCGACAUCGUCCCGGUGGCCAAGAGCUCCACGGUCCGGCUGGAGUGUUUCGCGCUCGGAAACCCGGUGCCUAGCGUGAGCUGGCGGCGGCUGGACGGCACGGCGUUCGGCCGCAAGGUGGACGUGAACAAGGCGAGCGGCGUGCUGGAGAUCCCCUACUUCCAGCCCGAGGACGCCGGCGUCUACGAGUGCCUCGCCGAGAACUCCCGCGGACGCAACUCGGCCAAGGGGAAGCUGGCCUUCUACGGUGGGUGA